Messenger RNA from Aspergillus affinis, 471 nucleotides. RefSeq lists its product as uncharacterized. The transcript has 2 exons. The record is from RefSeq and is a predicted model, not a curated record. The coding region runs from base 1 to 471 and encodes 156 amino acids. Lineage: Eukaryota; Fungi; Ascomycota; Eurotiomycetes; Eurotiales; Aspergillaceae.
AUGGAACAAAAACCGCUCAUUAUCCCGAUAGCAGCUAAAGGUCCGGUAUCCGUUCGUGCCGCUCCCCGAGUAACUAUACGCGGCGUGCGAACCCGCCGUGAUGCUGGAGACGAAGGUCACGCCGGAGCCAAAGGCGCCGGACACGGAGCGACCUUCCUAGGUGACGAGGUUGCCGCUGUUGACGGACGCGUAGUUGCCGCUGGCCGGGCGCUCGCCGUUCUGCGACUUGUCGCCGUCUGCGUAGUAGAACAUGCCGCUGCGGUUGUAGACGGAGCCGGUGGUGAUGCAGUUGGAGAAGUAGACGGUUUCAACGCCGCGUUUGGAGAGGGUUUGGGUGUCUUCUGCGUUAGACACGGGGGCUGCGGCUGGGCGGCGGUGCUGGCGAGGGCCAGGGUGAGGAGGGAGUCAUCGACGAACCACACCCCGGCGCUGCGGAUUCCCCUAGCCUCUUACGCUGAUGCUGAUUCCUAA